Plasmopara halstedii is the source of this 447-nucleotide messenger RNA. RefSeq lists its product as uncharacterized. The record is from RefSeq and is a predicted model, not a curated record. The coding region runs from base 1 to 447 and encodes 148 amino acids. NCBI's taxonomy places the organism in Eukaryota, Oomycota, Peronosporomycetes, Peronosporales, Peronosporaceae. The transcript has 2 exons.
AUGACAUCCGCCACGAAUUUUGCGGCCUUGCGGGCAGUGGUGACCAUGCCAGAAUUUAUUUCAGGCUUGGAUGCUCUGAGUUUAAGCCACGAAAUCGGGCUUCCUGGAAAUGCCCGUCGUGGGUUAUUCAGUCGACUGAAGCCCAGGAGUAUUUGCAGCAUUCUGUGCAUGAGCUGGCGGACUUAUUUUGGACACCCAAUUGGGAAUCCUAUAAUCCGAGAAAAAAAUGAGCGGAAACAGGCAUUGGAAAAUCUCCAUCUUAAGGUGAAUGAGCUCCAGCUUUUGCAAGCCCAAAAUCUGUCUGCUGUUGACCUAAAGCGACUUGCCACUGCUAAGGUCCAACUUAAAGAAAGGUUGGCCGAGCAAAACUACUACGCAUCGAAGCACAAGUUUACCUCCGACUUCGAAAACGUGCCAGCGAGGAUAUCACCUUUUGCGAACGAAUGA